Messenger RNA from Fusarium vanettenii 77-13-4, 750 nucleotides. RefSeq lists its product as uncharacterized. NCBI's taxonomy places the organism in Eukaryota, Fungi, Ascomycota, Sordariomycetes, Hypocreales, Nectriaceae. Gene Ontology annotation, molecular function: oxidoreductase activity, acting on the CH-OH group of donors, NAD or NADP as acceptor. The record is from RefSeq and is a predicted model, not a curated record. The transcript has a single exon. Bases 1 to 750 code for a protein of 249 amino acids.
AUGACCAACAACGUCACUGCCAUCCCUCAAGGCUCAUGGGUUCUCGUAACCGCCGCCAACGGCCACACCGGAAGCCACAUCGUGAUAGAGCUCCUGAAGCGAGGCUUCAAGGUUCGUGGAACUGUCCGCGACCUGGAAUCUUCGCAGUGGCUUCUGGACGAUGAUUCUGUUGCGCCAUAUGCCAAGCGAGGUGACCUCGAGCUGCUUGUUGCAGAUAACAGUGUCCCCAAUGCAUUUGACGAUGUCGUCAAGGGCGUGUCAGCUGUGAUUCACGUCGCCAUCAUCAGCGACCUGGUGGCGGACCCCAACAUUGUCAUCCCUGCAACCGUCGAAGCCGCGCUCACAGUUUGUCGCUCUGCGGCCCGCGAGUCAUCAGUCAAGCGCUUCAUCUUCACAUCCACCUUUUGGGCUGCCACAUUCCCGGCCCCAGGCAUUUCUGACACAAUCACCAAUCUUGACACUUGGAAUGAGUUCGCGCUUCGAGCUGCCUGGGCUCCUCCGCCUUAUGAAGCUGACCGGAUCAUUCCUGUCUAUUGUGCUUCCAAGGUCGAAGCUGAGAAGGCAGUGUGGAAGUUUGUCAAGGAUGAGAAGCUUCCCUGGGUUGUCAAUUCUGUUAGUCCUUGUGUGAUUCUGGGAGACAUCAGAGUCGACAAACAUCUUCGAUCUGUGCCUCCACAGCUUUUCGAACAGUUGUACCUGGGCAACACUGCAGCUUUGCAGACACCUGCGCGUGAGUCUCACCCCCUUUGA